Eubalaena glacialis (North Atlantic right whale) is the source of this 3207-nucleotide messenger RNA. It is a transcript of the gene KMT5B, whose product is annotated as lysine methyltransferase 5B. The coding region runs from base 452 to 3124 and encodes 890 amino acids. Lineage: Eukaryota; Metazoa; Chordata; Mammalia; Artiodactyla; Balaenidae. Gene Ontology annotation, cellular component: nucleus. The transcript has 11 exons. The record is from RefSeq and is a predicted model, not a curated record. Gene Ontology annotation, molecular function: protein binding; histone H4K20 methyltransferase activity.
CCCUCAAAAUUCGCUUUUUGUUCCUCCGCCGCGGGAGCACCCGGCAGGGAACUCAUUUCUUUCUCGGGUUUCUCCGCCUCCCCCCACCCCUGGUCCCGUAAAAGCAACAGAGGCGACCAGAGCGCCACGAGCCGAAGUGGUGUCCCUCCGCCUGGCCGCGGGCACUCCUUUUCGUGUCCUUCCACCGUUCCCGGGCGGCGUCCGAGCGGCUCACCGGGGGCGGCGACGCGUCUGCGGCGCGGGCGGUGAGGCUCUGGGGCUAUGAGGUGAGGGCGCCCAGGCACCGGAGGCGGCACGCGCGGCGCCAGGACCCGGGACGCGGAGCCCCCAGGCCAGCGGCUGCCUUUGGGACCCCGAGGCCGCGCGAGAGGCGAGGAGAGAACAUUGAAAUUAUUCUCUAAGCUAUUUGAAGAGAGUGACUCAAUGCACCUGGGUCAGGCUGUCUGUGGGUAUGAAGUGGUUGGGAGAAUCCAAGAACAUGGUGGUGAAUGGCAGGAGAAAUGGAGGCAAGUUGUCUAAUGACCAUCAGCAGAAUCAAUCAAAAUUACAGCACACGGGAAAGGACACCGUGAAGGCUGGCAGAAACGCAGCCGAGAGGAGGUCAAGCAGAUGUAAUGGUAAUUCAGGAUUCGAAGGACAGAGUCGAUAUGUACCAUCUUCCGGAAUGUCUGCCAAGGAACUCUGUGAAAAUGAUGACUUAGCAACCAGUUUGGUUCUUGAUCCCUAUUUAGGUUUUCAAACACACAAAAUGAAUACUAGCGCCUUUCCUUCGAGGAGCUCAAGGCAUUUUUCAAAAUCUGACAGUUUUUCUCACAACAACCCUGUGAGAUUUCGGCCUAUUAAAGGAAGACAAGAAGAACUAAAGGAAGUAAUUGAACGUUUCAAGAAAGAUGAGCACUUGGAGAAAGCCUUCAAAUGUCUGACUUCAGGAGAGUGGGCACGGCACUAUUUUCUCAACAAGAACAAAAUGCAGGAGAAAUUAUUCAAGGAACAUGUGUUUAUUUACUUGCGAAUGUUUGCAACCGACAGUGGAUUUGAAAUACUGCCUUGUAAUAGAUAUUCAUCAGAACAAAAUGGAGCCAAAAUUGUUGCAACAAAAGAGUGGAAACGAAAUGACAAAAUAGAAUUACUGGUGGGUUGUAUUGCCGAACUUUCAGAAAUUGAGGAGAACAUGCUACUUAGACAUGGAGAAAACGACUUCAGUGUCAUGUAUUCCACAAGGAAAAACUGUGCUCAGCUCUGGCUUGGUCCUGCUGCGUUUAUAAACCAUGAUUGCAGACCUAACUGUAAGUUUGUGUCAACUGGUCGAGAUACAGCAUGUGUGAAGGCCCUAAGAGAUAUUGAACCUGGAGAAGAAAUUUCUUGUUAUUAUGGAGAUGGGUUUUUUGGAGAAAAUAAUGAGUUCUGCGAGUGUUACACUUGUGAAAGACGGGGAACUGGUGCUUUUAAAUCCAGAGUGGGACUGCCUGCGCCUGCUCCUGUUAUCAAUAGCAAAUAUGGACUCAGAGAAACAGAUAAACGUUUAAAUAGGCUUAAAAAGUUAGGUGACAGCAGCAAAAAUUCAGACAGUCAAUCUGUCAGCUCUAACACUGAUGCAGAUACCACUCAGGAAAAAAACAAUGCAACUUCUAACCGAAAAUCUUCAGUUGGUAUGAAGAAGAACAGCAAGAGCAGAGCAUUAACAAGGCAGUCCAUGUCAAGAAUUCCAGCUUCUUCCAACUCUACCUCAUCUAAGCUAACUCCUAUGAAUAAUUCCAGGGUACCAAAGAAACUGAAAAAACCUGCAAAGCCUUUACUUUCAAAGAUAAAAUUAAGAAAUCAUUGCAAACGGCUGGAGCAGAAGAGUGCUUCGGGAAAACUCGAAAUGGGAAACUUAGUACUUAAAGAGCCUAAAGUAGUUCUGUACAAAAAUUUGCCCAUUAAAAAAGAUAAGGAGCCAGAGGGACCAGUCCCGGCCGCGGUGGCCAGUGGGUGCUUAACUAGACACGCCGCGAGAGGGCACAAGCAGAACUCCGGGCGAGGCGCCCCCGCGCACGUGGAGGGCGCCCCCGCGCACGUGGAGGGCGCCCCCUGCGCCUACACCACCAGGCGGUCCGUGAGGACGAGGGUGAAUUUGAAGGAGACCUCCGACAUCAAGCUUGAACCAAAUACGUUGGAUGGCUACAAAAGCAGCUUGACGGAACCUUGCCCAGACAGUGGCGAGCAGCCAGCCCCUGCGGUGCAGGAAGAAGAACUGGCUCAUGAAGCUGCACAGAAGGGGGAGGCCAAGUGUCCUAAGAGUGACAGCAGCAUGUCAAAAAAGAAAUCACGGCAAGGGAAACUGGUGAGACAGUUGGCAGAAGCAGAGGAGUCCGCUGCGGUGCGCGAUUCCCCCGGCAGAGCUGGCGUGGGGCGAGAGGGGGUGGGGUCCCACCCUGACCAGGGCGAGCACAGCAGCCUGGAGGGCGUGCCCGGGAGCUACACGGACUGGCCCCCUUCUCCUGUUAGUGGUUCUGUGGUCGCAUCAGACAGCUUCAAAACAAAAGACAGCUUCCGAACUGCAAAAAGUAAAAAGAAGAGGCGGAUCACUAGGUAUGAUGCACAGUUAAUCCUAGAAAAUAACUCUGGGAUUCCCAAAUUGACUCUUCGUAGGCGUCAUGACAGCAGCAGCAAGACAAAUGACCAAGAGAAUGAUGGAAUGAAUUCUUCAAAAAUAAGCAUCAAGUUAAGUAAAGACCAUGAAAAUGAUAAUAAUCUCUAUGUAGCAAAGCUUAAUAAUGGAUUUAACUCAGGAUCAGGCAGUAGUUCUACAAAACUAAAAAUCCAGCUAAAACGGGACGAGGAAAGUAGGGGGUCGUAUACAGAGGGGCUUCACGAAAAUGGGGUGUGCUGUAGUGAUCCCCUUUCUCUCCUGGAGUCCCGCAUGGAAGUCGAUGACUAUAGUCAGUAUGAGGAGGAAAGUACCGAUGAUCCCUCCUCUUCGGAGGGAGACGAAGAGGAGGAUGAUUAUGACGAUGACUUUGACGAUGACUUUAUCCCUCUUCCUCCAGCUAAGCGACUGAGGCUCAUAGUCGGGAAAGACUCUAUAGAUAUUGACAUUUCUUCCAGGAGAAGAGAAGAUCAGUCUUUGAGGCUUAACGCAUAGUAAGCUCUUGGUCUUAAUUUGACCAGGGAUAACUACUUUAAAGAAAUAAACAAUUCCAGUCAAUUACUCCUCAACUGAAAACA